GGCGCAGUUUGCGGGGCGGCGGGAGCUGCCCGUGGGGCUGAGGGCGGCGGGCCGGCAGGCAUGGAGGCGGCGGGCGGCGGGGCCGCAGGCUUAGGGUCAGCCCCGCACUUGUCCGGACAGGGCAGAGGGGUGCCCCUGGCUCUUUCGGACAGCCCAUCUGGAUGCUGCCGCUCCUGACCUUACCCCCUCUACUGUUCCCUGGGGACUGCUGGUUCCUUCUGGCAUGGCAGCAGGUGCGGCGUGGCAGGGAUGAGCCGGCAUCGGAUGUUCGCAGCGGUGAUGCGCCUGCUCCUCAAAUGCCUGCGGCUGGGCCGGCGGCGGCGAUUUAAGCUGGUACGGCAAGUGGAGCAGCUGUGGCGCUACGGGCGCCUCUGCCUCCGCUCGCUGCUCUACAACUCCUUCACCAACGCCGACGUGGUGCUUGACUCCCUCUUUGAGCCUGUCUACUGGCUGGUGGACCACGUCACCCGUUGGUUCGGUGUGGUGUUUGUGGCACUGGUGAUCGGGCUGACGAGCUCCAUAGUGGCCAUUGUGUACAUCUGCCUGCUGCCCCUCAUUCUGCAGACCUACACACCUGCCUGGAUCUGCUGGCACCUCGCCUACGGACACUGGAACCUCCUCAUGAUUGUCUUCCACUACUACAUGGCCAUCACCACCUCACCUGGGUACCCACCACAGGCCAAGGACGAUCUCACGGGCGUCUCCAUCUGCAGGAAGUGCAUUGCUCCCAAGCCGGCUCGCACCCAUCACUGCAGCAUCUGCAACAGGUGUGUGCUGAAGAUGGACCACCACUGCCCCUGGCUGAACAACUGCGUGGGGCACUUCAACCAUCGCUACUUCUUCUCCUUCUGCCUGUUCAUGACCUUGGGCUGCAUCUACUGCAGCAUCAGCGGCUGGGACAUGUUCCGGGACGCCUAUGCAGCCAUCGAGAGAAUGAAACUGCUUGAGAAGGAGAGACUGCAGGUGGCUGCCAACCAGACGUACUACCAGACCCCACCACCCACCUUCUCCUUCCGCCAGCGGGCUUUCCACAAGAGCAUAGUCUACCUCUGGGUCCUGUGCAGCUCGGUUGCAUUGGCCCUGGGUGCCCUCACGCUGUGGCACGCUGCCCUCAUCACCCGUGGGGAAACCAGCAUCGAGAGGCACAUCAACAAAAAGGAGAGGCAGAGGCUGCAGAAGAAAGGCAAGGUGAGCACAGUGUCCAGAGCAGGUGGGCGAGCUGGAGCAGAGCCGGACUCGAUGUGUCUCUCUGGCCUGCAGGUGUUCAGGAACCCCUACAGUUACGGCAGCUGGAAUAACUGGAAGGUGUUUUUGGGAGUGGACGUGCCAAGACACUGGCUCACCCGGGUUCUGCUGCCCUCUCCUCACCUGCCCCAUGGAACAGGUCUGAGCUGGGACCUCCCUCCCUGCGUGACAGAGCAGCGUGCACCGCUCCUGGCCAUCUGAGGUGCGGGGCCUGGGUGCUGCAGUUGUCCUUGCCCUGCAGGCAGGGAAGCGCAAGACCACCACUGUCAUCCUGUUUGGCCCAAGCACCUGGCUGAAGGCAGAUGCUGGCAUGUGCUGCUAGCUGGAGCGAGAGCCACUGAGAGCUCUUUGGACAGUGUCGAUGCCGGAACGCCUGCUCUGAUGGCUCCUUGGUGGCUGCAGGCAGCCCCCAGGGAAGGGGGUGGGCACAAACUGGUGCUCUCCCACGAGCUGAAGGUGCUGCCCAUGCUACACAUAGGUACAGGCCAGCACAUGGCCUAAUUUGGUUCUCUGGAAACAGCUUGUGCAGGGCUGAGCUCAGAGGACGGUAUACUUCCCCCCAACCAAGUACUUGCCACUGAGCCUUUUUAAGAAUGUAAGAACACCCAAUAAAUGGUGGUUUGGUUUUGU
Molecule: messenger RNA, 1875 nt
Organism: Rhea pennata
Lineage: Eukaryota; Metazoa; Chordata; Aves; Rheiformes; Rheidae
Gene: ZDHHC16
Product: zinc finger DHHC-type palmitoyltransferase 16
Exons: 11
Coding region: 250-1446 (398 amino acids)
Biological process (GO): protein palmitoylation
Cellular component (GO): Golgi apparatus
Molecular function (GO): palmitoyltransferase activity
Source: RefSeq, a predicted model, not a curated record